This is a messenger RNA of Trichoderma atroviride IMI 206040, 2673 nucleotides long. RefSeq lists its product as uncharacterized. The record is from RefSeq and is a predicted model, not a curated record. Lineage: Eukaryota; Fungi; Ascomycota; Sordariomycetes; Hypocreales; Hypocreaceae.
AUGGACAUUAGCGAUAUAAACGACAUGAUUUUCUGCGGCCAAUAUGUAUACAGCACAGCCGUGUUGGACACUGCCGGCUUCCUGCUACUCUUGCCCACCAAAGUGCAUAUGAGGUGCCACGCAUCCAUGCCCAUGCCGUUGAAUGGGGAGCUGAACGUGGGGCUAGAGCCAAUGGAGAGAGAGAGAGAGAGAAUGAGGCUCAAAUCGAGGGUCAAGGGUCUAAGAGGCAAUAAGACGAGGCUAGCCAUCUCCUCUGCCAUGAGCACUCUUUAUCAACCCAUUUCGCCAAACGAGCCAUCCGAGUCUACAACUGUCAUGACUGAGAGCCGCGGAAGUCUCGAGCAUAGAGCAGCGGUGCUUCAAAGCGGAGAAGCCCGCAAUGAAAGCUCCGGAAAUGGCCCGCCUGUUGCCUCCAAGCGUGUCAACUCUACUGUUACAGAUAUUAGCAAUGAAGGCACGAUUGUUCUAAGCCGUUCUCUUUCCAGGGGCCAACUCUUGGAAUGCAUCAUCCACUUUUUCGCCAUCAGCGUAAGCAUCGGCAUCUGUCUGCUUCAUUUCUUAAAAGUGUACUGGACGGACGAAUCGACAUUGUCCAAGAGAUGGCGCUGGGUGUCGUCUUUUGUGUCUCUUGACAUAAACGACAUCAUCAAAGCUCUCCAGUUCGCUGCCAAGGUUCAUGAGAUUCUUAUCGUGGCUUCCAUCGGCGCAAUCGUGCUGUAUUUUGCACGGCGCCGCCUGGUUGGAGACGAGGGCAUCGCGCUUGGCCUGCUGAUGAGCAGUUACAGGAUCGACACGCCCUCCAAUAUGCUGUCGUCCAAGUUCUGGUCAGCUCUCAGCUUUGACACGAGCAACCUAGAUCCAGCGGCAAUAGGUCUGAGCCUCCUGCUGCUCGUCUCAGCCAUUCUCUGCCAGCUCGUGGGCCCGGCCUCGGCCGGAGUGAUGCAGCCCAGCCUUGACUGGUGGAACGUAUCAAACCCGUACGACGGCCAGCCACUGCCCCUUUUCCUGUCCGUCAGGGGCAACGAGACAUAUCCCCUGGCGUUGGACAACGGCACUUGGCCCCCAGAGGCGUAUGAUCCCAAUAGCGACGAGUUUAUAGCAGAAAACGCGACUGCCUGCUUGACUAACGCUGCGGAUUCAUGGUGCCCGGCAUUUGGAGUCAGCGUCGUGGAAAAUUGGGCAAUAUCAAACUAUGAGGAUCAUGCAACGCCCAAUAUCACCGUAACAGGAACCAGCGGCACGCAGAGAGCGCUUACGGCGGACUUGAUUGCGAAUGGAACUGCCAUCGCGGCCACGCAAUCCAACUGGGUCAUCCGUAUGUUCGGCCUCUUUGCCACAUAUGUGAAGCAUCGUUCCGCCUUCGCCGCCAGCUCCAUCACGUUGCCCAUAUACACAUCCACCGACCCGAUGUACGCCCCUGUUGUUCAAGUGCAAUGCCAGGCCUUGCUUGCCAACGACACAAGUGGCUCGGUCAAGUUCCUCACCGAUCAGCUCACCAAUUACACCGACUCUGGCGCCGAUCGGUACAAUCCUCAACUCUCCUGGUCAGUGCCCCCUGAAGCCUUGAGCCUCCACAAUCAACGGGAUUAUGCCCACUUCGAAUGGGUUGACCUUUCAAAGCAGACGACGACGGGCAUGUGGCGUCCAUCCUUGGGCGCCGUGGCCAAGAUACCUGGCUGGGUGAAUGGACGACCGGGCUUUUACAUCAUCCCGUGCAUCAUUGACGCUCGAUGGGCAGCGUCAUCGGCAAUUUAUCAGCCCAUAAUAAGCGAUAUAAUCAUCAGCAAUCUAUCCAGCCCCGCCGAUCUCGCGUUCCGUUCAAACAGCGCAGAGUCCAUCUCCUCCAAACUACGACUAAAACCAAAACCAAAACCAAUCUCACGCCAGCAGCUGGGCAUCGGAGAUGCUAUCCAGAUAGGCCUUAACUGGGCAAACUUGCUGAACACCCCUCUAUAUUCUUCUAACGACACGCGAGCCCUCACCAAUAUUGAGACGAUGCUGAACAUCUACGUCAGAAUAGAUGAAAACAACGGCACUGAUUACGCCGCCUUCACGGUGGGAGUAAACAACAACACCUAUGUACGCAACACUACACAGCUCAUGCACGCAGCAGAAAACACAACGGCCACCAUUCUGAGCCUCACAAUUGCCGAUGCGCUAUCGCGUCUCAGCGACGGUAUCGAAGCUUGGAACUUGAUUGUUCUAAACACCACCAGGGGCGGCAACGUCACCUGGACAGCUAUAGACUUUGAUUACUAUUCUAUCAACUCCUCAGACGCAACUUUCAUGAAGCAGUUUACGUCCCUCAGGGUCCAAGUCCAUCGCUAUGGCUGGGCAUACGGCUGGGGAGCCGUCAUCAUACUCGACGUCGUUGUUCUGCUUAUGCACGUUUUCAUGGUUGUCUCGUACGCAGGCUACCACCUCCUUCAUGUUCUUUGCUUCAGGGGACGCUGGUGGAUGACAGACGCGUGGAAUAACACUGCGGAUCUCAUCAUACUGGCCUGGGAUUCGUCGCCGACUACGGUGUUUCGUAAGGCAGAAGGGGCCAAGCCGUCGCUUUGGGCCCAGAAUAUCAAGGUUAGGGAGAGAAUUGGCGGAGAUGCAAUGGAGCUUGUGGCUGGACGACCAAACACCAAGGAUGGCAGGCUCCGGACCGGAAGAAAAUACACGUAG